AUGGCGCCUGUCCUCCGAGCAAGGCAGAGUCUGUCCAAGGACAAGUUCUCCAGCUACUUCGGGAACCUGAGGAGUCAACCCUACAACGAUGCCAAUAAUUCGCGGGGUUCAAAUCCUCACAGCCUACGCUGCAUUGCGUGGAAUCCCCUCGGAACCCUGGUAGCAACAGGCUCAUCAGAGAAGACUCUACGAGUGUGGAACCCCGAGAAACCUCAUGUGAAGUUCUCGACGGAGCUCAAGGGUCACUCAGCAUCUAUUGAAAAGGUAGCUUUCAAUCCAACCAAGGAUGCAGAGCUCUGCAGUGUGAGCAGUGACGGUGUGGUCAAAUUUUGGGACGUGCGGACGAAAGCCUGCUUCAACGAAGUCAAAGGACUUGGAGACGCCUUCACUCUCGUGUGGGCGCCAGACGGUAACUCGCUUCUCGUCGGGAACAAGGCAGACACUAUCUACGUUCUAUCACCGACUCAAUCCACGCCCAUCAGCACUCAUCAACAGUCGGUGCAGACCAACCAGAUCGCAUUCUGUUGGAGCGGCGAGAAGAUAUUCGUGACCACGGCAGAAGGCCGCAUUCGGGUUCUGUCGUAUCCGGGUUUUGAGCCUGUGCUUCAGAGCAAUCACGGUGAUGAAAAUAGCGAGUAUGAGCUUAACGGGCAUACCUCGUCAUGCCUGACCGCGGAUCUACAGCCUACUGGACGAUAUCUGGCGACGGGUGGCUCAGACUCGGUCAUUGCAUUGUGGGAUACCACGGACUGGGUAUGCCAGAGGACGAUUACCAGGAUGGUUGGCCCUGUCAAGAGUCUCAGCUUCACAUUUGACGGUAGUUUUGUUGUGGGUGGCAGUGAUGAAGGAUCUGGGCUGGAGAUAUCACAUGUUGAAACAGGAGAGCAUGUACACACAUUCAAGACGGCUGGUGCUUGUCCCGUAGUCGCCUGGGCUCCAACGCGGUAUUGCCUUGCGUACAGCGAUCUUGGGAUCUUGAGGAUUGUGGGUGUUGACGUUGACAGAAAAUAA
Messenger RNA from Fusarium pseudograminearum CS3096, 1011 nucleotides. RefSeq lists its product as uncharacterized. Gene Ontology annotation, cellular component: THO complex part of transcription export complex. The record is from RefSeq and is a predicted model, not a curated record. Lineage: Eukaryota; Fungi; Ascomycota; Sordariomycetes; Hypocreales; Nectriaceae. Bases 1 to 1011 code for a protein of 336 amino acids. The transcript has 5 exons. Gene Ontology annotation, molecular function: protein binding. Gene Ontology annotation, biological process: mRNA export from nucleus.